This is a messenger RNA of Anopheles moucheti, 1008 nucleotides long. RefSeq lists its product as uncharacterized. Gene Ontology annotation, cellular component: neuronal cell body; membrane; axon. Gene Ontology annotation, biological process: sensory perception of taste. NCBI's taxonomy places the organism in Eukaryota, Metazoa, Arthropoda, Insecta, Diptera, Culicidae. The coding region runs from base 1 to 1008 and encodes 335 amino acids. The record is from RefSeq and is a predicted model, not a curated record. The transcript has 4 exons.
AUGCCCAUAUUUAACCACGCUGGUCAGCUGUGGAAAUCUCUGCUAAACGUGUGCUACAGCUUGUGUGUGAUAUCGUUCAUCGUACUGCAGCAAUAUACUAUUUACAAGAAUCAGCUGGAACCAGAUUUCUCCAGUUGGUUCAUCAGCGCCACCGUACUGUCAGUUAGCUUCGUGAUCCUUGUGCAGGCACUAGCGACCGAAAACGGUAUUCAACGGCUAACGAUGGAGCUGAUGGAAAUAGACUCCUUGCUAGACGGCGCAAAACAUCCCAAGAGAUAUUUUAGUGCAACAUUCUACGGUCUGUACAGUGUCGGAUUGAGCAGAGCAAUCUUUCGUACGAUGCUGAUGGUAUACCUCGGACUACGCGCACCUGGCAUUGCACUUCAACUGCUCGUUCCAUCGCUGAUUGUUCUAGCGCGCCUUAAUUUGCAAAUCUAUUUGAUGGAGCUUAUCGCCUCACUGCUGGAUGCGAUCGCAACGGAACUCUCUAUUGCGCUCGAAGACGAGAACUGGCACACUAUUGAUGAAGCGAACGCUACAAACCAGUGCCGAUGCAUACUUCAGCGAACGGAAUACUUAUUUGGUCGAUUGCAAAAAUGCUUGCAAAUGGUAAACACGCUGUUUGGUUGGUCUACGGCGGCAAUAGUAGUGCUCGUGUUCAUUGGUAUAACAUUUCAGUUUCGCGUUCCCAUGCAACCGAUGCCAUUUUAUGCUCAAGUUGUAGAAGUUGCAUAUUCAAUCAUUGCACUAUUUUGCUUGUGCCGUUCCUCCAGUCUAUCCAUUGAAAAGGUCAAUGAUAUCAAGCGGAUUUUACUUGGACCCUUCUACAACGCUUCGUUAUGGGAUCAGAUUAACAAUUUUAUCGUGCGCACCAAAUUGCAACCGUUCGAAUUUACAGCCAACGGGCUCUAUGCGAUUAAUUACGGUUUAUUCGGUUCGACACUCGCAGCUUCCGCUACGUACAUCGUAAUAAUGCUGCAGUUUGACCAAAAAACACCGGAUGUAUAA